AUGGCAUCGAAGGCACUAAUUGGCUUCAACGCGGCCGCGGCCGUCGGAGCCAUCUUGCUCUACCUCGGUGGCGUGCGGGUGGUAAUCGACAGCAACCAUGGCGCACCACAACAGCUCGUGGGCAUGGUUCAAAGUAUGGGUGUGGAAUCAGUGCCGUCAGCUGGUGACGCAGCUGUCAAGGGAAACAACUACACAUGCACGCACUCGGAGAUGAAGCCCAAAUUCUUAUCAUAUGAUCCAAUCAUGGUAUACAUAGAGAACUUCAUUUCGCCUUACGAGACGGAGCAUCUCAAACAGCUUGCUCUAGCAGAAUAUGAGCCUUCGGUCGUACAGAACUACGAUGAUGGAGCUGCAGACAAGAAGGUCUUCGUGGAUUCCAGCUCAAGGAAGAGCGAGACCGCGUGGCUCAGAGACGGCGAUCCAGUAGUAGACUGCGUCAAAUCCCGAGCAGCAGUAUUCCAGGGCUUCGCACCUAACGCCACGAUGGAGCAGCUCGCGGUGCUCAAGUACACCGCAGGUGGUUCGUUUGAGACGCAUUACGACUGGCACUAUGCAACUCCGCGAGCGGUCGACCGCAUCACCAGCUUCUUCGCGACUCUGGAGGCCUCAGAGGACAUUGAAGGGGGCUCAACUUGGUUCCCUAUGGUGCUCCAGCCGGCGUGGAAGGAUAAGGGGCCUUGGUGUAAGUGGCUGGACUGCUCUUACCAGAGAGGACUGGCAGUGCGCCCGAUCCCCGGGAAUGCGUUGUUCUGGGUCAACUUCAAGAAGGAUGGGACCGGGCAUCGCGAGACGGCACACGGAGGGCAGCCGGUAUUGAAAGGGUCCAAGAUUGGAUUGAACAUAUGGACUCGUGGAAAGUUUGAUGGGGUUUCAGACGACCUGGGCAAGUGCAAGCUUAUGCGCAGGGACAUCGAAGAACAGAGAAGUUUGCGAAACCCUUCGCUGGAACGGGGCGUCCGGAGGGCCACUGGUCGACAGAACUUCUGGAAGCAAGUUGGGGUGCGCGCCGAGGGCGCUCUCAUCGGCACCGACGAGGCCGAUAGCAACGAGAUGGCCCAAGAGACACAAAUCCUCCGCGAAAAGGCCGGAGACCUAGGCUCAGAAUCGAAGGGGACUGAGGGCCAAGCCCCAGCAGACAUCAAAUUUGACGACGAGAAAGACUGGAUCAUCACCACAGAAUCCAAUGGAGGCGAAGGGCCGAGCAGUCGCGAUGGUGAACCUCCAAGCGAAAAACCGGUCGUCUCGUCCGGUAUCGACGGGGAGCCAUCACAGGCCGUGCCACCACCAUAUUCCACCUUCAGUGCAUGGGAGAAGCGAAUGAUAGUCUUUGCUGCAUCGAUGGCGGCCUUCUUCUCGCCGCUGACCGGUCAAAUUUACUUCCCAGCGCUCAAUGUCAUCGCCCAGGACUUCAACGUGACGGCCACCCAGAUCAACCUCACGGUGACAACUUACAUGGUCUUUCAAGGCAUCACCCCCAUGUUCUUCGGCGGCUUCGCAGACACCGCAGGCCGCAGGCCCGCGUUCGUCAUCUCCUUCGUCAUCUACAUCCUUGCCAACGUGGGUGUCGCGGUGUGCACGAAGUAUUCGGAGUUACUGGUCCUGCGGUGCUUCCAGAGCGCUGGGAUCGCGGCCACUGUCGCGCUCAGCAAUGCUGUGAUUGCCGACAUCGUCACCAGCGCUGAGAGAGGGAACUAUGUCGGUCUCACCGUGCUGCCUAUCGUUUUAGCUCCGAGUCUGGGCCCAGUGGCGGGCGGCCUGCUCGCGCAGUAUCUUGGGUGGAGGUCAAUAUUCUGGUUCCUGACGAUCAUCGCCGGCAUCACGCUCAUACUGAUGCUGUUCUUCUUCCCGGAGACGUGCCGGAAACUGGUAGGCGAUGGCAGCAUUCGUCCGCACCCUAUAUACAGGACGUUGUGGCAGGUGAUAAACGACAAACGGCGAAAACGCGACGCAAAGAGGUCCGGCGAUGAAGAGGCACUCCGGGCCAUCCAACUCGCUACGUCGAAAGAGUCCCGGCCUAAGCUCAAAAUCAACUUCGGCAAUCCCUUCGAUUCUCUGACGAUGCUUUUCGAGCCGCUCCUCGGCGUGCUACUUGGCUACAGCGCCAUCGUCUUCGCCGGGUUCUAUGCCAUCGCGACAGUAAUGCCCUCCCAGUUCGCGCGCCUGUACGGUUUCGAUGACGUCAAAAUCGGCCUGAUGUACCUCCCGAUGGCUGGAGGGUCUGUCGCCUCGGCUUUCGUCGUUGGCCCGCUAAUCAACUGGAACUACCGUCGCCACGCCAAAAAGCUCGGCAUGGAAUUGACAAAGGGCCGCCAGGAUGACCUAACCAACUUCCCCGUAGAGCGCGCUCGCAUCGAGGUCGGUCUGCCGCUCUUAGCACUCGCAACUGUGGUCCUUUUUGCUUGGGGUUGGGCACUGCAGUACGGGGCUCCCAUCGCCGUGCCGUGCAUAUUGCUGUUCCUGAUGGGUGUCGGUAUGGUCGGUUAUACCAAUGCGUCAAGUGUUCUCAUCGUCGAUAUGUACCCAAUGAAGGCGGGAGCCGCCACUGCUGCCAAUAAUCUCACCCGAUGCUUGGUCGGCGCUGCGGCUACUGGCUCUGUCGCACCAAUGAUCGACGCUAUAGGCGUUGGCUGGACAUUUAUGAUUAUCGGCUUCUUGUAUAUGGCUGGGGCACCUCUCUUGCUACUUAUUAUGAAGAAUGGCAUUCACUGGAGAGGAAAAAUACGAGCGAAGGAGGAACGCAAACGAGUGAAGGCUGAGGAGAAGAAGAUGAAAAAGUCAAAUCAGAGUGCCGGGCAGAGCGCGGACAAAGUCCCCUGA
Diaporthe amygdali is the source of this 2817-nucleotide messenger RNA. RefSeq lists its product as uncharacterized. NCBI's taxonomy places the organism in Eukaryota, Fungi, Ascomycota, Sordariomycetes, Diaporthales, Diaporthaceae. Gene Ontology annotation, biological process: transmembrane transport. The record is from RefSeq and is a predicted model, not a curated record. The transcript has 8 exons. Gene Ontology annotation, molecular function: iron ion binding; oxidoreductase activity, acting on paired donors, with incorporation or reduction of molecular oxygen; L-ascorbic acid binding. Bases 1 to 2817 code for a protein of 938 amino acids.